Messenger RNA from Fulvia fulva, 2640 nucleotides. RefSeq lists its product as uncharacterized. Gene Ontology annotation, molecular function: serine-type peptidase activity. The record is from RefSeq and is a predicted model, not a curated record. Bases 1 to 2640 code for a protein of 879 amino acids. The transcript is spliced from 2 exons. Lineage: Eukaryota; Fungi; Ascomycota; Dothideomycetes; Mycosphaerellales; Mycosphaerellaceae. Gene Ontology annotation, biological process: proteolysis.
AUGCAGACAUCCGCGGAGAGCGUCGCACCGACGACAUUCACCUUCUCACAAGACUGGAGUGUUCUUGGACCGUGGCAGAUAGGCACACGAGAGGCAAGCUGGGGAUCUGAUCCUCUCGAACGACUCGGCGGCUUUCGUGCUCUCGAAUAUAGCAGCUCAGCAACAUAUCGAACCUCUCUUGCGAUCAAUGGCACAAUCGGCUGGACGAACCUGACUGCCGAGCUAUCGACUUCGUCUCCAGAGCCAGGUCCUGGUCAUGCAUCUGCAGCAUUCACGGUAGCAUUCCCAGACGUCGAAUGGCUGAACCUCACCCAUGUAUACGGCUGGGCUGCGUUGCAGUGGCAAGCAUGGGCGAGAGGAGAGAUCAUCGUUCAGUCUGACAAGACCGAGCUUCUGACUCUGUACACACCUCAAAUUCUCGAAUACUGGAUUGACGAUGUGCACUACUUCGGAGCUGACUUCUACAGUUAUCAGCGAGCGCCAGUAACGUUGCGGUUGACGCCGGGCUCCCACAAGAUAGAUGUUCGCAUCGUGAGAGACACUCGCGCCAUGGGAGGUGUUGGCGAUCCUGUCGUUGCGGUGCAGCUUGAUCUCAAGGCAAGUAGUGGCGGGCUGAAGCCAGCUUUAUCGACCGGGUCGAACGUACUCAUCUCUGACUUUGUGGGCGAUGAGCAUGAUGCGGUGCUAGCCAGCCCGUUUACAUCGAUCACGGUCAGAAAUGAUGGGGAAGAGGUCAUUACGAUUGACAAGAUUACAGCAAAUCUCAACAUCUGCACUGCAGAGCUAGAUGGAGAGGUAACGCUGCUACCAGGACAGACCAGGCCGGUGUCAUUCAAGGUCGGGUGUGUGAGUCCAACAGUCGGCGUGCCAUUCUUACACUUCGACCUGGAGUAUCACUCUGGAAGCCAUGAAAGGCAGGUGCUUAGCGUCUCUGCUGGUGUGCGCAUCGUAGGCAUCCGAGAUCCACACAAGGUGACUUACAUGCAUCCGGGCGGCAUUGUGUCAUACGCAAUUCUCCGUCCACCUUCAAAAACUGCGGCUGGGCUAGCACAGGAACACGAGUCCUACCCUAUCCUUCUGAAUCUCCAUGGAGCUGGAGUCGAAGCAGAUAGCGAUGAACUUCGGCACUCACUCGACGCCGCCGCAGAUCUCAAAGCUUGGGCCCUUUGGCCGACUGGUGUAACACCCUGGUCUGGCGAUGACUGGCACGCCUGGGGCUUUCGUGAUGUCGAGGCUGCUGUGGGAGCGAUCUCGGACUGGAUUUCCCACAUCGAUUGGACUGGACCCGGUGUGGAUCAAAACAAGUGGCUUGCUAGCGGACAUUCGAACGGAGGUCAAGGAACUUGGUACACACUGCUUCACAGGCCUGACAAGGUCUUCGCUGCAGCGCCAAUCAGCGGCUAUUCAUCGAUUCAAAAUUAUGUGCCAUACACCCUGUGGCAAGUGGCAGACCCCGGACGUACAGCAAUUGUCCAAGCAUCUCUGGGCAGUUACCGCCAUGAAAUGCUCUUGUCGAACGCGAAGGACAUACCUGUUCUGCAGCAGCACGGCGGAGCUGAUGAUAACGUACCUCCUUACAAUUCCAGGUUGAUGGCGCAGAGGAUUCAGCAAGCCGGUGCCGAUAGUACAUAUGUUGAGAUCCCUGGUCAGCCACACUACUGGGAGGGUGUGCUCACUACUCCACCUUUGAAAGAAUUUUAUGAGCAGCAGCUUGCGCUCUCAAACGGAAAGACUACCGGAGUGCCACUCAAUCUGCGCGACUUCACCCUGACAGUGGCCAAUCCUGGAGAUACAGGGUCGAAGAAUGGCGUGAAAGUGCUGCAGCUGGCAGUGCCUGGUCGCUAUGGAAGUAUUGAUGUCGUGUUCGAUCCACUCGCGGCAGCAUGCGUCCUUACUACCACCGGUAUCAAAAUGUUCUUCUUGCCGUCGUACUUUCGAGACUGCAGUUCUGUCAUCUUGGACGGUCAGAAGCUAGAUUUACCGAUUCAAUCCAUCGAGGACAAGGUCGAAGGCACAACAUUGACAUUCAGCGCUGGGCAAUGGCGCACGGACUCACACACCGACAGCAUCCCACCAGCCUGGUAUCGUCGUGAUCGACAGCUCGGCGCCAUGGACGCAGUCCUGCGCACUAACGGUGCCUUCUCCAUCGUUCAGCACACGAACAGCUCCGCAGCCUCUCACAUCGCACUGCAAAUCUCCCGUAACCUGUGUCAAUACUUCGCUGCCGACACUACAAUCACGACCGACUACAACUCAGCCCUAGAACAUACAGGCAACAUCAUCAGCAUCGCCAUCGGCAACGACCUGCCUCCCAGCUUCUACAAAGAACAUCCCAUCGAACUCAGCUCGAAGGACGUCUAUAUUCGUGGCGGGCCGCGAUAUCAUGUAGUUGCAGGUCGUGGCUUAGCAGCGAUCUUCCUGAGACCAUUGCCAUUGGGACGACUUGAGCUUGUGGUCUGGGGCUCUGAUGAGGCGAGCUUGCCGCUGGCUGCGAGACUUGUGCCGCUGAUGGCUGGAGUUGGACAGCCGGACUUUGUGAUUGCGGAUGGGAGGAUGUUGUGGAAAGGUCUGGAGGGGACUUUGGCUUUGGGGUUCUUUGGCAGCGAUUGGGAGGUUUCGAGGAACUCGUUCUUAUCUUAG